AUGUCUGCUAUUAAGUGGGAUACUUGGAACGAUCAGAUCACUCAACUCUACGUCACUGAAGACAGAUCUGCGGAGGAAACAAUCAAGACUCUGAAUCAGAAACACAAACUAAGGAUAACUAUAAAACAGUUCAAGAAGCGCUAUUCAGGCCUCAAGAAGGUGCGCGCCAACGAAUGGAGAGCCAUUAAACGAGAGAUGCAAAAGCAAAAGGCCGCAGGCAAAGAAUGUCUGAUCUUCCUCAACGGGCGCCAGCUUGACCCUGAGCGGGUUGCUAGAGAACUGCGUCGAUAUAGCGGCAUUCGCGGUCGAGAUGUGGAGGAUGGUGGUGUCCCAAUUGACAUUGGCAUCGAUACCUCAGGCCUGCACCGGCUAGAAUUGCGCACAAAGAUCCUCCCCAGGAGCGAUACUCUGUCAGAUACCCGGUCGAGCAUUGUACGGCUUCCCUCCAGAGCGGAUGUCACUCGUGUCGCAGACCCUUGUGGCCCAAAUUUAAUGAACUUCAACCCUUCCUCUGCAGAUGUGUACUCCUUUGAUUUCGAUUGCAGUAACAUCAGCAUGAGCACUCCUUGCUUCACUGAGCUUCUGGUCCAGAAAGGUCCCCAGGACAUGCUACACGUGCAAAGCAUCCCUCGUCCACGAAGUGGUCGAGAAAGUGCUGACGGGACUAGCGAGGGUACGGCAUCAUCGAUUUCCCAGCGACGGUGUCCAACACCAGAUUAUGUUAUUCCUGACUUCUGCCUUUCUGAUUCAAGCAUGGUAUUUAAAACUCGUCCCAAAAUACCAGCUCGCUUCUUGGGGAUGCUAAAUGGAAUUGCAUUAAAUAUCUCUCGUACGUAA
Molecule: messenger RNA, 837 nt
Organism: Colletotrichum lupini
Lineage: Eukaryota; Fungi; Ascomycota; Sordariomycetes; Glomerellales; Glomerellaceae
Exons: 3
Coding region: 1-837 (278 amino acids)
Source: RefSeq, a predicted model, not a curated record